Molecule: messenger RNA, 5336 nt
Organism: Anguilla anguilla (European eel)
Lineage: Eukaryota; Metazoa; Chordata; Actinopteri; Anguilliformes; Anguillidae
Gene: eps15l1a
Product: epidermal growth factor receptor pathway substrate 15-like 1a
Exons: 25
Coding region: 55-2799 (914 amino acids)
Biological process (GO): endocytosis; endosomal transport
Cellular component (GO): clathrin coat of coated pit; plasma membrane; cytoplasm
Molecular function (GO): calcium ion binding; cadherin binding
Source: RefSeq, a predicted model, not a curated record
UUGGAGGCGUGUUUCCACUGAAACGGUGUGCGCGCUCCCGCAGCAACAGGGAAGAUGGCAGCGCUCACAUCUCUCACUCAGUUAGCAAGUGGGAACCCUGUGUAUGAGAACUAUUACAGACAGGUGGACCCCGGGAACACGGGGAGAGUGGGCCCCACCGAAGCCGCCCUCUUCCUGAAGAAGUCGGGCCUCCCUGACAUCACCCUGGGGAAGAUUUGGGACCUGGCAGAUCCAGAUGGGAAGGGUUUCCUGGAUAAACAGGGCUUCUAUGUGGCUUUGAGGCUGGUGGCGUGUGCACAGAACGGUCAAGACGUCAGUCUCUCCAGCCUGAGCCUGACCGUACCGCCCCCAAAAUUUAUGGACACUAGCAGCCCGUCACUUAGUGCGACUUCAUCUACGAGCGAUUCCCAUUGGGCUGUGAGGCCGGAAGAAAAAGGGAAGUUUGAUGGGAUUUUUGAAAGUCUGGCACCGGUGAAUGGACUCCUAUCUGGUGAGAAAGUCAAACCGGUGCUAAUAAACUCCAAACUACCUCUGGAUGUUUUAGGAAGGGUUUGGGACCUCAGCGACAUAGAUAAAGAUGGACACUUGGACAAAGAUGAAUUUGCUGUGGCCAUGCACCUGGUGUACCGCGCCCUGGAGAAGGAGCCUGUGCCCUCUGUCCUGCCCUCCUCCCUCAUCCCCCCCUCCAAGAGGAAGAAGUCUGUGGGUGUCCUGCCCGGGUCGGUCCCCGUGCUCCCCGCCAGCCCCCCGCCCCCCAAGGACAGCCUGCGCUCCACCCCGUCCCACGGGAGCAUGAACUCCCUGAACAGCGCCGGGAGCCUGUCCCCCAAACACUCGCUCAAAUCCUCACAGCAGUCUGUGAACUGGGUGGUCCCGGUGGCAGACAGGGGGCGCUACGACGACAUCUUCCUGAAGACGGACGCCGACCUGGACGGCUUCGUCAGCGGCCAGGAAGUGAAAGAUAUCUUCAUGCACUCGGGACUUCCUCAGAACCUGCUUGCUCAUAUAUGGGCGCUGGCUGAUACCAGGCAGAUUGGGAAGCUGACCAGGGAGCAGUUCUCUCUGGCCAUGUACUUCAUCCAGCAGAAAGUCAGCAAAGGAGUGGACCCUCCCCAAGCACUGACCCCCGAAAUGAUCCCCCCAUCAGAGCGGGGCACCCCUGUUCCUAGCCUGUCAGGGUAUAUGACUCCAGUAGGAUCUGAAAUGGCUGCACUAACUGAAAUGCGCCGUGACAGCAGCAGCUCUGUAGGGUCUGGGGAAUUCACUGGAAUCAAAGAACUGGAUGACAUCAGCCAGGAGAUCGCACAGCUGCAGAGGGAGAAAUACACGCUGGAGCAAGACAUCAGAGAAAAAGAGGAGGCGAUCAGGCACAAGUCGAGCGAGGUUCAGGAGCUGCAGAAUGACCUGGACCGGGAGACCAGCAGCCUGCAGGAGCUGGAGGCGCAGAAGCAGGAUGCCCAGGACCGGCUGGAGGAGAUGGACCAGCAGAAGGCCAAGCUGGAGGACAUGCUGAACGAAGUGCGGCAAAAGUGCCAGGAGGAGUCCCACAUGAUCGCCACGCUGCAGAGCCAGAUCCACUCGCAGGAGUCGGACCUGCAGGGCCAGGAGGAGGAGCUGAGCCGGGCCAAGGCCGACCUCAACCGGCUGCAGCAGGAGGAGACCCAGCUGGAGCAGAGCAUCCAGGCCGGCAAGGUCCAGCUGGAGACCAUCAUCAAGUCCCUCAAGGCCACCCAGGACGAGAUCAACCAGGCCCGCAGCAAGCUGUCCCAGAUCCAGGACAACCAGCAGGAGAUGAGCAAGAGCAUUGAGCAGUACAACAGCACGCUGAACGGCACCCACGGCGGGAGCAUGACCAACCUGGCCGACAUGAGCGAGGGCUUCCCCGACCGGGAGAACGGCGGCUUCGGCGCCAUGGAGGACCCCUUCAAGGCGAAGACGCCCGUGUUUAACAGCACCCCCCAGGACCUGCACACUGACCCCUUCCACUCCGAAGACCCCUUCAAGACAGACCCCUUCAAAGGUGACCCUUUCCAGAACGAUCCUUUCACGAAGCAGCCACCUACCACCGCAGACCCUUUUGGUGGAGACCCUUUCAAGGAGAGUGACCCGUUCAGGACGUCGUCCUCGGAAGACUUCUUCAAAAAGACGGGCAAGGCCGAUCCCUUCACGUCCCCGGACCUCUUCAAUAAGAGCGCCACGCUCCCCUCCAAGCCCAGCCACUUUAGCGGCAGCGAACCCUUCACCUCCACCAGCCCGAAGCCAAAAGGCCCAGAUCUCUUCGGAACACUAGACCCAUUCGGAAGCAGCUCCUUUGGCAGCAACAGCGGAUUUGCGGAUUUCAGCCAAAUGUCAAAGGGCUUUCCCGAGGACCCCUUCAACCGAAAGCAGGACACGCCGGCCCUGCCGCCCAAGAAGAGCGUCCCGCCCCGACCCAAACCUCCCAGCGGUAAGAGCACUCCAGUGAACCUGGCUGGGCUGGGCGACUCGGCCAAGCCCAGCGAUCCUUUCCAGCCGUUCGGCACAGACACCGGCGACCCCUUCCAGAGCAAAAAGGGAUUCGGGGACCCCUUCAGCGGCAAAGACCCCUUCGCCCCUUCCUCCUCAAGUAAAGCCUCUAAAGACUCUUCCUUGGGUUUUGCAGACUUCAGCUCUUUUGGAAAUGAGGCACAGCAGCUAGAGUGGGCCAAGCGGGAGAGCGAGAGGGCGGAGAGGGACCGGCUCAAGAGGCUCCGGCAGCAGGAGCAGGAGGACCUGGAGCUGGCCAUCGCCCUCAGCAAGGCCGAGAUGUCCAACGCGUGACCGCUCCCCCCCCCGCCACCGCCGUCGCGGGACUGUUCAUAUGUAUCCAUUUUCAAACGAAGCCGCACUCCCCUGUGCCCCCCCCCCCCCUCCCAUUUUAUUUUAUUUCAUGUAUAGGAGAGAGAGAGGAAUCUGUGGUUUGUCAAUGAAGUUAUUAACUGUACAUGCACUGUAUAAACUGUACUAUAGGGGCUGACUGAUGUAUUAUUUAAUGAAUUUGUGUGUCAGAAACCAGCGGAGGACGUGUCUACAGGCAGUAGGUGAGGUAGAGAAUGCUUUUUCGGGCAUGCCGAGGGGCUAAAGGAGAAAAAGAAAAAUCUUUGUACGCUUUGCUUGUUCAGAGCCAUCGUCGUGCAGAUGAACCGUUUCUGGAGGGUUCUGGAAGGUUGUGUGUGACACGCAGAGUAGCAUGUGGUUUCCCACACAGAUUCGAGGUACUCCGGUAUGUUUAACGAACAAAAGGAAACGGACCUGGGCGAACAGACGAUUUUUCGAGCGUUUUAACGUUUUAAAGCUAAACACUGUUUUUCCUUUAUUUUAGCUUGAAAAUCGUAUAUUCUUUUUAGAAAGUAUCAUUUUUUUAAUACAGAGGAGAAAGUUUACAUUUUUAUAUAUAUAUUUUCCAUGUCAAGUUGGUGGUCCCAGUCUGACAGGCUAACAUACUUACGACAAGCACAAGCUGCGGACUCUUAUGAUUUUGAGUACGUCCCUCAGAUGUUACACACUUUGCUCUUAAUAAUCACAUUGAGUAGCUGCAUUUGAAUAUUGAGUUCUAAACGUUUACCGACUGCACUGUAGAUCUGUGUUUCCUGUAAACCGUUAUUGUUUGAAACUGUUUGCAGAUUUAUUGAAGGGUUUUUUUUUUUUUUUUCCUUUUGUCAAUUAACCGCGUGCACCCAGAUCCCAUUUCAUUGGCCAGCUCGAUUUGUGCGUCACUCAAAGUUGUAGCGAAUGGUACUGCUUCGCACAUCGAGGGCUGUGGUUUCCAUUCGUGUUGCCAUUUAACCUGGGUUGAAACUUUUAAUUUGAUGGAAGGUAGAAAUUUGCAAAGGUGAUUUCCUUUAAAACAUUGAAGAGUGAAAUUUAGAUGUUUGCCCCAGUGUUAUGUGUCAUGGUUUUUUCCCGCUAUACCUUUUCUGAUUGUGGCCAGGUAGUAUGUUGACCCUAAAAAUAUAUAUCUGACCAUUGUGUACCCGCCCAUGCAUUUUACAUGCUGUUCAAAUAAGAAAAGAGAAAUAUUGCAGCUUUCCUGAGCCAUGUGUGAUCUAGUGAAAUUGUAGAUUUAAAAAAAUAAUAAAAAAAUGUUUUAACACCUGAGUUUCAGAAGGGGGGGGGGGUCUAUUUUUCUCUGAUGUAUGAAUAGCACAGCAUAAUUUCGGUGUGCUGCUUUGGUGUAAUGGUGGCCCACAAUCUCUUCCCGCUGUUUUUGGUUACAUAACUGGGUUUUUCCGAUUGCUGUCAAAACUAAAAGAUAAUAAAUGACAUGUGCAGGUACUCCUACCAUUCCCCCCCCCCAGCAUUUGUACAUAACUACGUUUACCUGUGGUCUGCUCCUCUCCUGUGGCCUGUUGUUAAUAUCUGCUUGUGGUGUUUUAAUCACAAGAGGAUGCCUACAGUACCGAACGCCGGCAUAGCCCCUCUGUGCUCUCAGUCAGUGAAUACCCAGAGCUGCAGCUAUAGAUUCACAGGCCCAGGACAAAAUACAUUGGAAGUCCCCCCCCCCCCCCCCCCCCCCAAUGUGUCCUAGUGGCCCCCUCAUAUCUGCAGCCCUGCUUCUGCCCCUCCUGGUCUGACCCUGCCUUAAAGUCUGAAGGGCCCCUGGGUCAGAAAAGGGGGGACCCUACGCUCAGAUGGCACUGUGUCAUGUCCCUGUGUUGCCCCUCUCCCGGUUUCAGAACACGGAGAGGCAGUUUGGGUUUCGGUUGUUGCAACACCCCCCCCCCCCCCCAUAACAAACUGUUAUGAGUUUCCUGCAGAUAUGACUUUUUCCUCUUUCGUUUUUGGUACUUCCAUUGUGCAAUAGUUGUUUUAAGGUGUAUGCGUUGAAGGAUAGCUGCAGAACUUAGCGUAGUUACAUUUUUUAAAUUAUAAUUUCACUUUUAAACUCCCCCUCCAGCCUCCCACCACCAUACAUUUUUUAAUUUCUUUGACUGUUUACGUUGACGUUCGUUGAGAGGUUUAUUUCUUCCAAACGCACAAUGUUUAUCCUUGUUACUUUGUUCUGAGCUUUGUUCAGGGGGUUCGACUGCAGGUGAAAUCUGAAGCUUACUGCAUUCCUCUCCCCUCUCUCACCUUAGGCCUCCCCUCUAGUCCAGAACAAACAGCAAAUAAACGUGUCAUACCGCAACGCAUAAGGUGUAUACAGAUUGUGUAUAUUUUACGUGUUAUAUUUGUCCUUAUAAAAAGUGGGAAAUAAAAACAGAUGUGUAACUUAACUUUUCAAAUGAUUAUAAUAAUUAAAAGCUUGGGUUUCUUUAGAAUUUUAAUCCUCUGUACAUGGUUAUUGUUUAAUAUAAUAAAAGCAAGGUGACAUUUUG